Molecule: messenger RNA, 1070 nt
Organism: Hyaloscypha bicolor E
Lineage: Eukaryota; Fungi; Ascomycota; Leotiomycetes; Helotiales; Hyaloscyphaceae
Exons: 1
Coding region: 118-804 (228 amino acids)
Source: RefSeq, a predicted model, not a curated record
UUUUAGCGCGAUAAUUAAGCGAAAUACGUGCCUGAGGCUUAAACGAAUUUUCCCCCUCACACUGGUGCCUUGGGAGGAGCCAACGCAGAAUCCAGCACCCUCUGGGGAUCAGCCGCAAUGAACGCCGAGGAAACUGCAGAAGAAAUACACAUCUUCUUCACCCUCCCUCCAGAGAUCCGGCAUCAAAUAUACCGUCUCCUCCUCGCCCCCAAAGACGAAAAGCGCUGGAUCCACCACGCAAUCCUCCAAUGCUCGCGGCGCUUCAACGAAGAAGGCACAACCAUCCUCUACCGCGAGCAAACCUUCAAGCUAGAAUGGCUCACCGGCUCAGAGUCACUCCUUAAAGUCUGGUUCCCUUCAUCUGAGAAGUUCAACCUCGUUACAAGGAUGACGAUCGAUCCAUAUGUCGGUGUCGCGGAGAAGAGAGUGCGUCACAGUGAUACGGCGAACGAAGUGCUGUCAAAGUUUCCAGCGUUGUCUGAGGUUGAAAUCGAGCUCACCCGUUUCCCCGCUAGUUCUAGUCUCAGCUUCCUUCGUGGGGUGAGGGAGCAACUUGACAGGAUUGAGAAAGUGAUUUUAGUGUUGUCGAUUGCGCCGUAUCCUAGUCUUACCAGUGAUACACCACAGGUGGCGUUGAGAGAGAAGUACAAGUUCGGGUGUGGAGAUAUCUUUUACGUUCCUCAUGGAUAUUUGGGUAGGGGGGUGAAGAUGGAGUAUCAGCCACCUAAGGCGGGGUUUCAGCUAUUCGGAGCACAGGCAAUUCUGCGGUUGACGCUGGAGAAGGAGACAUCUGUGCUGGCCUAGGAUGAUGAGAUGGAAGCCUUGGGGAGGUGGUGGCAGUUUAAUUCCGGAUCAUGAGGCUCUCGUCCCCACAAACUUCGAUCUUCAAUGGGGACACGAGUUUAGCCAGUGGCCUGCACAUAUUGUGCUAGCCUCAACUUCGCCAGAUCUUUCGCCUGGCUAAACUUGGUCAUAAAUUGUUGGAGGUCUUGUUGUUGGUCAGCUUGGUUUCUCAGUUAUACAAACAUUGCGGGUACACCUACUUGUAUGUGCGUCAAAUUGAAUAAUGA